UGCCGCCGCAUGGGCGCUGGAAGGAGGCGGAGCCGCAGCAGCAGCAGCCGCAGCGCCGCGUUCGCCGGCUCCCGGCGCGGUCCGGCCGGCUCCCCGAUGCCCGUGUGGUGCUGCCGCUGCGCCCUGGCCGCACACGUCAGAAAUUACAGUGGUGCUGAAACUGAAGGACAACUUUUAAGUUCCUUCGUGCAGUAUUUUGGUGAUAGCUUUGAGAGGAAAGUUAAAAGAAUGCCUUUAUUAGAAGAAAGCACUCUGCCUGGGGACCAGCUACUGACUCUGCCAGUUGUAAUAAUAGGGAAUGGACCUUCGGGUAUUUGCCUUUCUUAUAUGCUGUCUGGAUACAGGCCAUAUUUGUCUCCUGAAGCUAUACAUCCAAAUCCCAUUUUGCACAAUAAAUUAGAAGAAGCAAGGCAUCUAUCUAUUGUUGAUCAAGAUUUGGAAUACUUGUCUGAAGGACUUGAAGGACGCUCUUCUAAUCCCGUGGCAGUACUUUUUGAUACACUGCUUCAUCCAGAGGCUGACUUUGGAUAUGACUACCCACCAGUUCUGCAUUGGAAGCUAGAACAACAUCACUAUAUCCCACAUAUAGUGCUUGGCAAAGGACCACCUGGUGGGGCUUGGCAUACAAUGGAAGGUUCCAUGUUGACGAUCAGUUUUGGAGACUGGAUGGAGUUGCCGGGACUCAAAUUUAAGGAUUGGGCAGCUAGUAAACGGAGAAAUAUAAAGAGUGACAGAGUAAUGCCAGAGGAAAUAGCUUGUUAUUACAAACAAUACAUUAAGGUUAUGGGUCUCCAGAAGAACUUCAGAGAUAAUACUUACAUAACAUCUGUAUCAAGACUUUACCGAGAAAAGGAUGAAGAUGAAUGCCAACUAAGUGAAAAUAUUUCAACUCGGCAUUUGCAGGUGGAAGCAGAAGAUGGACAGGAACCAUUGAUCAAAAAAAACUGGGAAGUCAGAGGUUAUCAUAGAGCAACAGAUGGUUCACAUGUACCAUUCUGCCUCUUUGCUGAGAAUGUGGCACUUGCAACUGGAACCUUUGAUUGUCCUGGCCGACUCCUGGUUGAAGGAGAAGAUUUUCCCUUUGUGCUUCAUUCGAUGUCUGACUUUGGAGCUGCCAUCAGCAAAGGGAAAUUCCGUGGAAAAGUAGACCCAGUCUUAAUUGUGGGUGCUGGACUUACAGCAGCUGAUGCAAUACUGUGUGCCUACAAUAACAACAUCCCUGUAAUGCAUGUGUUCCGCAGAAGGGUUACUGAUUCAGGUCUAAUUUUCAAACAACUACCUAAAAAGCUUUAUCCCGAAUACCAUAAAGUCUACCACAUGAUGUGCACUCAGUCACAUACUGCGGACUCUAAUAUACAUUCUGCUUAUACCAGUUUCCCUGAGCACCAUGUACUUUCCUUCAAGCCAGACAUGAAAUGUGUCCUUCAGAGUGCCUCUGGAUUGAAGAAAAUCUUAAAGUUCUCCAUAGCUUUAGUUCUGAUAGGUUCUCACCCUAAUCUUUUCUUUCUAAAGGACCAAGGGCAGUGCAUAGGUCAUAAUUCAAACCAACCAAUCACAUGCAAGGGUAAUCCUAUUGAGAUUGAUCCAUAUACUUAUGAGUGCACUAAAGAAAUGAAUCUCUUUGCAUUGGGCCCUUUGGUUGGAGACAAUUUUGUACGUUUUUUAAAAGGAGGGGCACUGGGCAUUACACGAUGUUUGGCAAUAAGACAAAAGAAGAAACAUCAACUAAUUGUUGAAGGUGGUGGUGGUGAUGGGGUGCCCUAAACCAAGCAGUGAUAUAAGACUUUUGUAUAUGGAAUCACAGGCACACUCUGACAAGCAACUCAUUGACAGCUAAAGCCACUAGCAGCCCCACUUUUUGUGAUGUAAUACAAGUGUGGAGAACUUGUAUACCUAGUAGAGGAUGCUGAUGCUACAGUACUUUAUCUUUUUGAAGAGACAAAAAUUUGGUCUGCUCUCAAUUGAUCUGUAUGCAACUUGAAUUGGUUCCAGAUAAACAACAAAUGAAACUAAUGUAUGUUGACUUGCCUGUAGUCUUUUGCUCACACAAGUACAAACUUAUUCUCUGGAAAUAGAGCAUCUGGGCUGGGAGCUGCUUUUUAUUGUAGUGUCAAAAACACAACAAAAAAUAUUCCUAUCUUGAAACUAGAGAUCUAAACCAAGCUGGAGAAGUUUUUUGCUCUUAUUUAAUACAAAUGGUUCGUGGUCUCAAAGUAAAUAUGAAACAAUUCAUUUGGAACAAAAAUUUUUAUUUUGCCGCAGUAAUAGUGUAUAUACCUUUCUUGAGCAUUAAGCAAAUUACUUUUUACAGUAAACAGGAUUUCUACAAACAGAAAAACAUUUGACUUGAGAAUUAUAAACCAUAUCAAUCGUAAUUCAGCACUGGAAUAAAAGAGCGAGCAUUCCUUUAAUCUUAAAUGCAUGAUUUGACAGUUCACUAAUAUGUAUGUCAAGGGUAUGCCCAUACUUCCUGAAGUGCAGAAAGGCCAUAACAUAGGGAUUUCAGAGAGCUGUUCUCUGUUAAAAUGAUAUGUAAUUUUCCAAGAAUAUUCUGGUUUACAGUAAAACAAAGAAGUGCUGAUGUAAGUGUUCUUGCUACAGUGUCAGCAGAAUGAAUGCCCAAUGUCUUGUUACAAAAAAGUGUGGUUGAAAAGGCAGUACACAAAGUGAUUACAAAAUCUGUAAACCACCUUCUUACCUUACAGCUAAGGAAGACUGAAUGGGAACUCUUAUCUGGUGGAGAUGGUGGCAGAUACUCCCCCAUCACCUUGUGUCCAGUAUUGGCUCCUGUUUCUCUGUCUCAAGCAAUGCAUACAGUUAAAACCAGGAUGUUUUUAGGCAUUUAGAUGUCCAUUUUAAAUACCACAUUUUAAAAUUCCUUAUAUGAAAUAAUAAACCUGGAGAAAACUCCUUUAAAACCAUUCUUCACCUGACAAAGUUGCUAACUCAAGUUUUUGGAAGGUAUAAUCUAAGUUUCACAACUUGUGAAGGUGACGAGUGGAGUAUGUCAUAUAUGCCUUUUGAUAAAUAAACCAAUGUAAACACUCUAGUGCUGUUCAUUGUAGCUGGGAUAAGCAGUAGAUCAGUUGUUACUUGCCUAAUUAUGACUCUUAUCAUUCAGAAUACCGACUGAAAAUGUCUUAGUUUAUCCAUCACCAGACACUUUAAUUCACAUCCAGCAUGGUGAAGGUGUUCCCCAGUUCAGUCUGUUACAUUUUUUCAUAAAUGUAUUGUAUUUUCUAAAUGGAACACACAGCAGUUUGGAUUAGAGAGACCAUUUUUCAUUAUUAAAAUGAAGCUCUGUAACUCAGCAAAAUGAUGAUCACUUCAGUGGAUGAAUUAUAAGAACCUGAACCAGAUACAAAGAAACCCCAGCUACCUUAAGGUUAUGGAGCUUGUAUAGUGGAAAAUAUACAUAUUCUGCUGUUUCAGCCACGUGACUUUUGAUAAUUGCAUUAAUAUUCAUACUUGUAAUGCCUGAUCUGUCUGUGCCUCCUUAAAAACACCUAUGCGUCUUAAUAAAGUUUUUCAGGAUCUGGACCUUUUAUUGAAACGGGAAAAAUUAAAUAUUGGGGCAGAUGAGUGUUAAAACCACAA
Molecule: messenger RNA, 3597 nt
Organism: Gavialis gangeticus (Gharial)
Lineage: Eukaryota; Metazoa; Chordata; Crocodylia; Gavialidae
Gene: OSGIN2
Product: oxidative stress induced growth inhibitor family member 2
Exons: 6
Coding region: 10-1764 (584 amino acids)
Source: RefSeq, a predicted model, not a curated record